AUUUUGUUGUGUGUUAUGAUUUAGCCGGACCAUCACAGUGCACGCAAAGCCACCGUAUGUUCUUGGUAUUGACCUGGGAACCUCCACAACAUGCAUGGUUAUAAUCAAGGAAGAUGGCACAAGACAAGAUAUCGGAAUCUAUGUGGAUGACAGCGAUGUCGACCCGUGCAUACCAUCCAUUGUUGCUUUUGCUCAGAAUGGGGAACUUCUUGUUGGCGAGAAAGCAUUGCGCCAAGCUGUCGUUAACCCGCACUCGACAAUCUACGAGGUGUGUAGUUUGUUCUUAUUUCACUCUACGUCUUUUUUAUGACAUUGAUUAUUACAGAGAAGAUUUCUGCAGAGUUUUCAAAAGAAGGACCGUAGGAAGUCCGGCGGGUGAUAUAAAGUACGCCUAUUUUCGGCACACCUUAUAGCCAGGGUUUGUGGCUAGAAAGUACGGUCGGCACGAAGCUCUAGGAAGAUGUUCUGUGAUUGGUUGAUUAUGACAAUGACAAAAGAAUAAGCUAUAGAAUGGAUUUUCUAAAUAACGAAGCAAGAACAAUAUUCCUUUUGUUUAUGUAAGUCAAUUACGUCUUUUGUCAUUGUCAUAAUCAACCAGUCACAGAACAUCUUCCUAGAGCUUCGUGUUUACUGAUAAAGUACGUCUGAAUACAGCUAUUUAGUGGUAAAAAACAGACAUCUUUUUGGUGGCGUAUUUUCCACUCCAUACGUACAUGGCGGCCAUCAUGAGUGGCUUCAAAGAUGGCCGCCAAGUUAUCGUUCCAGUUCCCUUAGAGUUCCCCAAGGAUCUUAACAUUAUUAAGAAAGUUAGUAAAUUGGUUGUUAACAAAAGUUAUUAUUAUCAUCAGGUUAAAAGACUAAUGGGACGAAGUUAUUACGAUGAUCCAGAUCACAAGUUUGUCUACCGAGUCAGGCCAACGCUUAAAUCUCAUUCCCUAAAAGGCGUUCGUGCUGCCGUCGAGAUUCCGUGCGGAAAGUUUCGCAAGAAGCUCGUACAACCGGAGUUAAUUAGUGCACUGAUAUUACGUCAUGUUGCCGAUCAUGCGCAAAGGUAAUCACGUGAACUUUAUUUACCUAUAAUUAGAAUAUCAUUGUUUUUUAGCGUAUACUCGCGAUAGUGCUUUUCAUGCAAUUUCAUUAAUUGCUCAGCUUCGGAUAUUCUUGCACUAUUCACCUCCCGAAAAAUACAAAAUGGCUUCCCGUUUCGUUCGGUUUACGGAGGCAAAUGGCAGAACUCCCUUUUCAAGAACUCCCUUUUCAAAUGGUAGGACUCCCUUUUCAAAAGGCAGAGCUCCCUUUUCAAAUGCCAGAACUCCCUUUUCAAAAGGCAGAACGUCCUUUUCAAAUGCCAGAACUCCCUUUCAAAUGCCAAAACGUCCUUUUGAAAUGCCGAAACGUCCUUUUCAAUUGCCUAAACGUCCUUUUCAGAUGCCAAAACGUCCUUUUCAAAUGCCAAAACGUCCUUUUCAAAUGCCAAAACUCUCUUUUUCAAAUGCCAAAACGUCCUUUUCAAAUGCCAAAACGUCCUUUUCAAAUGCCAAAACGUCCUUUUCAAAUGCCAAAACGUCCUUUUCAAAUGCCAAAACUCCCUUUUCAAAUGCUAAAACACCCUUUUCAAAUGCCAAAACUCCCUUAUCAAAUGCCAAAACGUCCUUUUCAAAUGCCAAAACGUCCUUUUCAAAUGCCAAAACGUCCUUUUCAAAUGCCAAAACUCCCUUUUCAAAUGCCAAAACUCCCUUUUCAAAUGCCAAAACGUCCUUAUCAAAUGCCAAAACGUCCUUUUCAAAUCCAAAACUCUUUUUUCAAAUACCAGAACUCUUUUUUCAAAUGGCAGAACUCCCUUUUCAAAUGGCAGAACUCCCUUCUCAAAUGCCAGAACUAUGAAAACGAUCUUGACGAUCAUCUGUUUUCCUACAAUGUUUAUUGAAUCCCGUUAAUAACUUGAGCAGACUUCGAAAAUAAGCUAACUGUGUUAUUCAGGUACUUUGGAGUUGCUGUUAAAGACGUAGUCAUCAGCGUACCGGCACAGUUUGACGACGCCCAAAGAAAAGCGACCAUGGACGCCGGCCUGAUUGCGGGUUUGAAUCCAGUGAAGAUCGUGAAUGAGCCUACAGUGGCCGUCUUUGCUGCAAACAGCCUGACAGAGGUAAGUUUGUAUAGUUAAGAGUACGAGGCAAUUCCCGGCAUGACACAAUGUACAAACAGUGAUUUUGUUAUCAGGGACGUCGCGAAGUGUGGUUUUUUACUGUGUGAAAAGUUCGCGCGAGUCAAAAAUUAAUGGUUCUUUUUUAGUACUAAUGUAAACCAAUAUGAAAAACCAACAAUUAUUUUGAGCAAAUAUUUUCCAUUUUGACAACUUUUUGAACUUAAACACAACCAGUAGCGAUGACUCCCUGUUUGUUAUCCUUCUCAUACUUCUCAUCACGCAAUAUUUUUAUCUAGACCACCACUAAUCAUUUUGCACUCAAAACUCUAUUUUCAAAUGCCAGAACACCUUUUCAAAAGCCAGAACUCCCUUUUCAAAUGCCAAAACUACCUUUUCAAAUGCCAGAACUACCUUUUCAAAAUUACCACUUAACUGUAAUGCUAUGCAUUUAGUCUAUUAAUCCGAGAUUAUUAUUUUAUUAUCUUCAGAAAUUGCUGGCUGCCAAUGACGAGAUAGACAAUUCUGAAGAGGAGAAACAACGACACACCAUAUGGGCUGUAGUCGCAGAUAUAGGAGGAGGCACUACUGAUUACGCUUUAAUGCAAAUACAAGGCUCUUUUUACAAAGUUAUUACUACAGAUGGAGACAAGACCCUAGGCGGAAGAGAAAUCGAUAUACGACUGACUGAAGAGAUGACCCGUAUACUAGAAAAAAAAUAUAGUCACUUCAACUUAAACAGCUCUGAGUUUCAACAAAAGCUACGAAUUGAAUGUGAAAAUGCUAAGAUUGUCCUCAGCGAGAAACAGCAGUACUCCUUAACUGUGGAAUACGUGGACCAAGGUGAACGCACAGAGAGUCUACCUUUGGAGCAUUUAUUAACCCGAGUUGAGUUCGAGGAGUAUGUAUCUGGAAUUCUGGAAGCCAUGAUCAAACCGUUACAUUCCUUGUUGACUCGAGCUGGUGGGAGUAUUACAGAGACAUUUGGGCAAGGAAUAAAGGCAGAGAACAUCGAGGAUCUAUAUCUCGUCGGAGGCACCAGUCAAAUCCCGAAGUUGAAGAAGCUACUUUUGAGGUAUGUGUUUUAGUGAAUGGUUAGCCUGAGUGGAUAAUACAGCUGUUAUUCGCACAGGUGGGAGGGGUGGAGGGGGUAGAAUAGUGAAUACCUCUGUGACUAUGUUCGGUUUCCGAGUAACACUGGAUCAGUAGGGAAUGUAAGCUUCGCGUUUGAGGGCAACAGCAAACGGCAGGGUCAAGUUUUCUUCUUGGAAGAAUUUUCCUUUGCCCAGCAUUUGUCGUUUCAUUUAUGAACGCGAAACUCUCUAAUAAGAAUGGAAUGCCCCAUCUGGACAACAGUUUAGAACUGGUAGAAUUAUCCAGUAUAAAUAAAGUUAGUUUAGUUUAGGUUUCCUCCUAUAGUAACACUGGAUCAAUAAGAGAUGACCCUUACUGGACCUCUAGGAAGAACAGUUUAGAACUAAUAGAGCUAUCCAGUAUAAAUAGAGUCAGUUUAGUUUUAGUAUUUCAGUUAUAAAGAUUUAUAUUUUCUCAUUGUAGCUACUUCAGUAACGUGAAAAACGUCCGUCAUAAAGAUCCCGUCCAGCUAGUCAGUCGUGGAGCUGCCGCGUUUGGCGCAGCCCUUACUGGUCUGGUACAGGUCGGGAAAAUGCCGCGAAUAGAUGCUGUGCCGCUGCCAAUCAGUAUUGCAGUCGAUAUGGAUGACAUGCACGUGAUCUUUGAACGAAAUCGCCUUUACCCAUGCAUCGAGAAACGUACACUUACUACCUAUACUAAUAAUCAAAAUGCUAUAGUCAUCGAGGUGUGUACUAGAUUGAUAGUUUGAAAAAAGAAUAAAAGUUAAAUUAAACCAACAUUUAUACUGGAUAGCUCCAUCAGUUCUAAACUGUUCCUCCUAGAGGUCCACUAAGGAUCAUCUCUUAUUGAUCCAGUGUUACUACAGGAGGAAACCUAAACUAAACUAACUUUAUUUAUACUGGAUAGCUCUAUCAAUUCUAAACUGUUCUUCCUAGAGGUCCAGUAAGGAUCAUCUCUUAUUGAUCCAGUGUUACUACAGGAGGAAACCUAAACUAAACUAACUUUAUUUAUACUGGAUAGCUCUAUCAAUUCUAAACUGUUCCUCCUAGAGGUCCACUAAGGAUCAUCUCUUAUUGAUCCAGUGUUACUAUACAGGAGGAAACCUAAACUAAACUAACUUUAUUUAUACUAGAUAGCUCUAUCAGUUCUAAAAGGAAACCUAAACUAAACUAACUUUAUUUGUACUGGAUAGCCCUAUCAGUUCUAAACUGUUCUUCCUAGAGGUCCAGUAAGGAUCAUCUCUUAUUGAUCCAGUGUUAAUACAGGAGGAAACCUAAAAUUAUUUAUACUGGAUAGCUCUAUCAGUUCUAAACUGUUCUCUGUAGAAGUGCAGUGAGACUGAGAGCUAUCCCUUGUUUGUUUGAGCAGGAAUGUAAACUAAACUGUUCUUCCUCGAGUAUCCGUAUGUGCUAGUCCUUAUUACAGGAGGAAACCGAAACUAACCUAACUUUGUACUGGAUAGCUUUAUCAGUUUUAAAUUAUUCUCCCUAGUGGUCAACUAUGGGUACUAUUGGAUAGAUAGUUUAUUGAUGGAUUGAAUUAUGGUUUAUUUUCAAGGUCUACGAAGGAGAAGGUAGAACAGCAGAUGAAUGUCAUUUUCUUGGGGAAUUUGAACUCUCAGGUAUCCCACCAUUACCAAAGAAUGUACCAGAAAUUCAAGCUACGUUCAAGAUUGAUACUAACGGUAUACUGAGCGUGAAGGCAUCCUAUGGUGAUAUGGUUAAAGGAAUGAAGCUGGAUGUCUACUCUAAAUCUGGGGGGAUGAUUGGUAAAACAAGAGAUAAGAUGCAUUUGAUUUUGAGUCAAUUGAUGAGUCCGAGUUCUGAGGGACAAGCCAAGUGCGAAUUGUUGGAAGAUGCGACGCCAAUGAGUGUCAUUCCAGUGAAACCAAGAAAGUCGAAUGUGUUGAAGCUUUCUGUUGAUUCUAAGGUUAGAAAUUGUUGUCGUGUUUUAUUGUGCUCUGUUUGUGUUGAGGGUGGUGAUGAUGAGGGUUGUGGUGGUGGUGAGGGUGAGGGUGGUAGUGAUGAUUAUUGUGAUUGUGUUGAGGGUGGUGAUGAUGAGGGUUGUGAUGGUGUUGAGGGUGGUGGUGACGAUGGUGGUGGUGAUGAUUAUUAUGAUGGUGGUCGAGGUGGUGGUAAUGGAGUGCUGAUGGUGAUUAUGCUCAUAGUAUUGAUGGUAAAUAAUGAUGAUGGUUAUCUGAUGAUGGUAAUAAUUAUGGUGAUAGGAUGAUGAUUAUGAUAAUUGUGAUGCUGUUUAAUGGUACAUAGUUUGUAUUUCUUUCAGUACUCAAUAAUUAAACUUAAAAUUAUAUUUUUAUUAGUACGAUAGUGUCAAAAUGGUUGACAGUUCAGAUCCUAAUGCAUUGGUUCCCGCCAUUGGUAUGGUGACAGUCAAGGGUCUGGUUAUUGAUUACGACAGCGUUACCAAGGGAACCAAUCUCGACAUUGUGUUGGUGGUAGAUUUAAGUGGCAGUAUGGCGGGGGUUCCCAUAUCAACAAUGAAGACUGUUAUACUGCAUUUGAUUGAUAGUCUCAAGGAAAAUCAUCGUUUAGGUAAGUCGUCUGUGAGUCGGUCGAUCAGCCAGCCAUAAUUUUGUGUCAUUCACAUGGCUUCCUCCUCCAGUAACAAAAUAUUUUACUUCUCAUUCUGUUCAUAUAGUUCUUGCAUCAAAUAAUUCUUCUAACUCAUAAGUAUAUAAACUAUUAAUAUUAUUACUUGAUUUAAUAACUCUAUGUCUUUCUAAUAUACAAUAGUACUUUAAUAACCCUGGAUAUAAUUCUUUAAAUUUGUAAAUAGUUUAGUCAUAAUGAUAGCUCGAUAGCAGUUUGUAACUAGACAAGUUCACUUGUCUUGGGAGAACAGUAUUUUACUGAUUGUGACUCCUGUAUAAAUAAAGCUUCUAUUCCAUUCUAUUCUAUUCUAUUCUACAUACUAAUGCUAUUCCGUUUUACAGGAAUUGUGACGUAUGCGACAAACGUGUUUCGCAAUCUAGAACUAGUCAGUUGCACAGCGGGAAACAUGAGCAGAGCCAGAGAUAUAGUGAACGAUUUUUGGAUAAUGAGCUCGACAAACCUUUAUGGCGGCCUGUUAAGCGGCUUGGAGAUGGCUUACCAUGGAGGCAGACGUUCUCGAGUACUCUUAUUUACAGAUGGCCAUGCCAACGAUGGAAAGUGGAUAGAAAAUGACGACAUCAUACGGGAAAUUGUACGUGAGACGACCGCUUUACGAUCAAGAACGCAGGCGCAGGUCAUGCUUUCGACUUUCGGUUACCUAGGAAAACAUGACGAACUUCUGUUGAAAAAACUUGCUACAUACGUUGGAGGUGGAACUUAUAACUUCGUAAACGAAAAUACAGCGCUGGCUUCCACAUUCGCUAAAGUCUUAGGGGACGCCAUUCACACGAUUGCUGAAAAGAUUGAAUUGAGCAUCACGCCAUUGGAUAAAGUUCAAAUUGUAGAAGCCAUAACAAAUUUUCAAACAAGACAAGAAUCUGAGAAAUUGAUCUUUGAGAUACCAAGUACAGCAGAUCAACAAUCGCGGCAUAUUUUACUCCGGUUGGCUGUGCCGCCCACGACCGAGCCGUCUAUACACGCGGGACUGUAUCGCGUGGAACUCGCGUACACGAACACGCUGACGGAACGCGAAGAAGGUUAUUAUUAUUAUUUUUAGUAGUAAUUAUUAUAAUUUUGUUUAUCCGGUGAUCUAAAAGCCCAUUUCCACUCAAGAAAAAUUUCCACGGAUAGAAAAUUUUCCGAAAAUGUCAUUGUUUCCGACGGAAAAUUGUGUCGGCCAAUCACAUUUUACAAAAUUUUCUUUUAGACCGGACGCGAUUUGGCAACGCGACGCGAAUUUUCAAUGACAUUUAACUUUAAUAUUUUUCUAUGUUUUUCAAAUAUUCGGAACCACUUAGGCAAUUUUAGCUAUUUGGUCUGCAUAUCUUGUAAAAUUUUUAUCCGUGGACGGUUUUAUUUGUUUUUAAAACUGAAAUUUCGCGUCGCGUUGUCGAAUCGCGCUCGGUCUGUAUGGGCCUUUAAAGAGCAGGAAACCUCUUUUGACAUGUCAGCCACACCGCAGUACAUUUGUAGUGUUUGCACAAAUCUGGCUGCCAUUCAGUUGUGAUUGUUAGAUCAGUGACUGAGUCAUUAAUAUUUUUACAGGCAGCGAAGAAUAUUUCUACGUGGCACGAACUGAAAUACUCGAUGUGGAAACUAGAAGUCGUGAUGUAGAUGAACAGUUGAACCGCGUUUUUGUUGCAAGACAAAUUGAAUUGGCUUCGAAGGCUGAGAAUAGAGAAAAAUCUGUGGAGUUGUUAAAAGAAGCUUACGACAAGAUUCAAAAAUCCGAUUCAAAAAGUAUUUAUUUCAUUAAACAAUAUAUUAAUACAAUUUUUUUGCAUUUGCUCUGAGAGCACUAUUGCUCUCAUCUAGAGAGCAUCUAAUUACCCCACAUAUAUAAAUAUAAGGAGCAUGGGUGUAGAAGAUGCGGGCUUUUGUUUUGGGCGUCCGACAUUUUUUUGUUUGUUCCAAAAACUUACCCUUCUAUCUUUAACCAUGCUCCAUGACCAGACACGUGUCGUAUGGUAGUAGCAUGUUUGCAAAUCCGUUCAAAAACUCAUUAAUAAUUCAUGAGGAAAACACAAAGAAAAAUCAUAAGCGUGUCGUAUCUUUACAUGUGAUAGAGAUUUCCCUUGAUUUACAUUAACUUUGAUUUUCUCGACUUACACAACGUAUUUUUUGAAGCAAUAUAAAAUAUUCGCAGUGCGUGUUUUAUCAGACUAAAGAUACUUGGCUUCGCCUCGUAUCUUUGUAUCUGAUAAAACACUGUUGCUCAUGUUUUGAAUAACACUUCAAAGUUUUCAUAUAUUUUUUUCUACAGAACUGCACUGUUAUUUUUUUCAGGUCAUACACUGAGCGUGUGUUUGAGUGAAGAUUUGGAACAGUUGAUACAAGACGUUGAACAGGGGGAUUUUAAUACUGCCAAGAAAUCAUUGCAAGAUAGUUUGACAAGUCAUUGGCAGGAGAAAGGAGGCAGAGGCUCUUGUUAUGUCACCAGAAAGGAAGACAAAUUAAUCUCAAUAUUUACAAGUUAGAUUUACUAUAUUGUCUAAUAGGAAUGUUCCCACUGAUCUAAUAGGAUGUACCUAAUACUACUUUGCCGGAUACCAGAUGGUACCAGAGAGUAGUCUACCAGAUGAUAACUGGAUACUGAUGAUGGUACUUGGACAAUAUGUCAUUAACUUUUCAUCAUAAAAUAGUCCAUCGUCUGUUUAGUAUGUGGCACAAGGAUCAUCUGACAAUAUACAACACAGAGCAGUUUACAUCACAAAAAACUUUCGUUUUAAUGUGUCCCAUGUCCGGUAGACUAGUUGUUUGUGUUUUACAAUAUCUUAAUACAAAACAGUCCCAGUACCAUCCAGCAGAUUUGAACCGAAUAGUGCCAGAUAGCCACGGUUUGUGGAUAUACAGUACGCUGGAGUUUGGCAUACCGUACCUCCAGUACGUAACCGUUCUCUGAAAUCUACAUGUGUAGGAAAUUUUAUAUUUGGCUUACACAGGAAAUUAUUAUUUUUGAAAUUUGUUGUUCAUGUUUGCAUCUCGUGUUCAUAUUUUGCCAAUGUGUAUAUUUUUCAGGUUUAAACAAGUCACACAAGUGGAGUGGAACAGAUAUACGCCUAAUCAUAAUCCUAGCAUUCUGCUCGUUAAUAGUGAUUGUGUUCAUUGGUUAUACUUAUAAAAAGAAAUCUGGGCAAAGCAAGAUUGUCUCUCGGGAUUCGCUUAACCCGGCAAAUAACUCACGUUUGUUCAUUUUAUAGUUUACUUUAUUGCUGAUAUUAUGUUCUCGUUUUUCACCUACCAAAUACAUGUCAACAAUUAUUUUACUACCAAAUAUCAACCAAAUUAUUACUAAAUAUGCCAAACUCGCGACACUCUCCCCCUAUUUUAUACUGUUUGUAUUAAAUAUGAUCCUGUCCGUAAUGUAAACCUUAUUAACUAGAAGUUUAUGAAUAAAUUUACUGUAUCGUUC
This is a messenger RNA of Paramuricea clavata, 9262 nucleotides long. NCBI's taxonomy places the organism in Eukaryota, Metazoa, Cnidaria, Anthozoa, Malacalcyonacea, Plexauridae. The record is from the annotation of a GenBank genome assembly.